AUCUGGGCUGCAGAUGAAUCCAGAAGCUUUGGAGAUUCUGUCCAGGAUCGAACAGCCGUAGUGGUGAUUGCCAUUGUGGGAUUGUAUCGUACAGGCAAAUCUUACCUCAUGAACAAGCUGGCAGGGCAGAGAAGUGGGUUCUCCCUGGGGUCAACCAUACAGUCACAUACUAAGGGUAUCUGGGUGUGGUGUGUGCCUCACCCAAUGAAAGCAGACCACACACUGGUGCUACUGGACACAGAAGGACUUGGUGAUGUGGAGAAGGGGGAUACAAAAAAUGACUGCUGGAUCUUUGCUCUUGCUAUCCUGCUUGGCAGCUCUUUUGUUUAUAACAGCCGGGGCACCAUAGACAACCAAGCCCUGGAAAACCUUCAGUAUGUGACUGAGUUGACAGAUCUGAUCAAGGUAAAAUCUCAGGCUGAUAACGAGGAGGAAGAUGACCUUCACUAUGUCCGAUUCUUUCCCAACUUUGUUUGGGCAGUGCGUGACUUCACUCUGGAGCUGAAAAUUGAAGGCAAAGAUGUUACACAGGACGAGUACUUGGAGAAUGCUCUAUCGCUCAAAAAAGGCAUAGGAAAAAAGGUGUCUGACUACAACCUUCCACGACAAUGCAUCCGAAACUUCUUCCCAACCCGUAAGUGCUUUGUCUUCGUUCCGCCAACUGCUCCAGAGAAGAUGAAGAAUAUGGAGUUCCUCCCUGAGACAGAACUCUGCCCAUCCUUUGUGCAGGCCACCAGAGACUUCUGCAAGUAUGUCUUUCAGCAAUCUGAUGUGAAGAAACUCAAGGGUGGUCACAAAGUCACUGGGAGAAUGCUGGGCAGCCUGGCUACCACCUAUGUUGAAACUAUCCGAAGUGGUGACGUUCCGUGCCUUGAGAAUGCUGUGAUUGCCAUGGCGCAGAUUGAGAAUGAGUCUGCCACAAGGGAAGGGCUCACGGCCUACCAAGAAGGCAUGAAGCAGUCCCUCAAUUUUCCAGAGACGCAAGAGGAGCUCUCUCAGAAACAUGCACACUGGGAGAAGCAGGCACUGGAGAUUUUCAUGAAAAGAUCUUUCAAGGAUGAGAACCAUGAGCAUCAGAAUAACUUGGCGGAGCAAAUAAUGCGCCACUAUGUUAGCAUUGUGGAAAUGAAUGAAACCUCAUCAAUACAGAUAUGCAGAAAACUACUGGAGGAUGAAUCUGCUUUUAUGGUCCAGAAGCUGCAGGCCGGGUUGUACGCCUCAGUUGGUGGCUAUGAAAUAUACUGUGAAGACCGCAACAUUGUGGUGGAGAAAUUCCGUGCAACUCCUCGUAAGGGAGUGAAAGCAGAAGAAGUACUCGACCAGUUUCUGACUGAGAAGAAAGCAGAAGCAGAAUCCAUUCUCCAGGCUGACAAAAAGCUAACUGAAAAUGAGAAGCAGAUAGCUGUUGAGAUUGAGAAAGCAACACUUGCAGAACAACUGAUGAAAGCCGAGGAAGAGAAAGCAGCUCUUAUUCAAAAACAGCUAGAAGAUGAGGAAAGAAGUCAUGAGGAACAUGUAAGACAACUGGAGCAAAAAAUGAUGGAAGAGGCUGCAGCCAUCCAAGCUGAGGCAGAGAGAGCCCUGCAGAGCAAACUGGAGGAACACAAGGAUCUCCUCAACAAGGGCUUUCAGGAGAAAGCUGACAUGAUGAAGGAAGAGAUCACAAAGCUGAAGGAGGAAUCUGGUUUUCAGAAGUUAAUCCAUAAUAUUGGCAGCGCCCUCGUGGAAGGGGCAAAAACUGCCAUCAGCAUUUUGGAGUGGAAAGAGAGGCGUAAAUUAACCAGGGAGAGGGAGAUGGCCAGAAACAGGAAAUAUGAGACUGGCUUCAAACAGAAACCACCAAAGCAAAGCAGCAACUCUGCAAAGAAGGAAACCAGAACCUCGGCUAACGGUCAGACUGAACAGACGAAUCAUUCAGCAGAUGGGAGCUCCGUGUAGUCCCAACACACUGUGAUAGAAGUGGGAUAUAAACAUUGGUACUUAUGCUUUGUGCCAGAGUAGUUUAGCAAAGAAUUUUAAAAAUUAAAUAGUAGCUUUAGUGUCUUUUUGGGUGCAGGAACUGUUAUAGAAUUAAUUCUUUAGCUAUUGCGAAAAAUGAUUGGAAAGUCUGUUCAGUGAGCAUCACUGAUGCUGAAGACUUAAAUUUUUCUCACAAAGGGCUAUUUUAUUUAUUUAAUUCAUACUAUGAGUACAUCACCAGGUCUAAGGCAGGAGCCAGCCCUGGAGGGGAUGCUAGUCCAUUGCAGGGCAAACUUACUCGCAUGCAUCCACCAGGCACAUUUGAUAUCACCAGUUGCCUAUCCUGCACAUCUAUGGGAUGUAGCCAAAAAGCCAAACAAAAUCCUAGCAACACCGUAGUAUGUGAAAACCCAAGGAGAAGGCUGGAGCUGUGAGGAAGCAGGGCUAACCACUGCUCCACCUGUCUUCUAUAAUCCCUGCCUUCAGGAACUCCAUAACCAAGACUGGUAGAUGCAAUUGUAGUUCAUUGUUGUGGAAACUAAUGGUCAAGACACAUCUGUUACACCUUUCCUAUGCUUGUGCUAUUAAUUUAUUAUUAAUAAUAAAGUGUCUAUAUAUUAAUCCA
Messenger RNA from Polypterus senegalus (gray bichir), 2584 nucleotides. Its product is annotated as guanylate-binding protein 1-like. Lineage: Eukaryota; Metazoa; Chordata; Cladistia; Polypteriformes; Polypteridae. Gene Ontology annotation, molecular function: GTP binding; GTPase activity. Bases 109 to 1938 code for a protein of 609 amino acids. The transcript is spliced from 9 exons. The record is from RefSeq and is a predicted model, not a curated record.